Messenger RNA from Manis pentadactyla (Chinese pangolin), 1510 nucleotides. RefSeq names its product leucine rich repeat containing 46 (gene LRRC46). Gene Ontology annotation, molecular function: protein binding. The transcript has 8 exons. The record is from RefSeq and is a predicted model, not a curated record. Bases 365 to 1387 code for a protein of 340 amino acids. NCBI's taxonomy places the organism in Eukaryota, Metazoa, Chordata, Mammalia, Pholidota, Manidae.
UAAGCCGGGCACCUGCGAACCCGCCCUCCGGACGUCUUUCCUGGCGUCCUGUCUCCUAGCAACGGCGCUGGCCUUUCCAGGAAUCGAAAUUUCUCUUCCACAUGCACCGCCCUCUACCCACAAACCCCCAGAUUGCAGCCAGCAAAUCCCCUUUACACCCGUCAAACUCCAGACCCUCCACCCCAAUUUACUUUAGUCUUCUACCCUACCUCAAUAAUUUGCUCUGAAUCAACCCUUGUCCACCAAGUCUCUUAGCUUCUCUCCUCAUAACGUUCUGGGUUCCGCCAUCCCCAGGGACUAGGCUGUCCAAACUGCUCUCCUUCUCCUUGUUCCAGUCCCGCCCCAAGACAGCCGCCUUUAGAUCAUGCCUGGAGCCAAGCUUGCCCAGAGUCCAGAGAAAGGGGUUGUGUGCAUUACCGAAGCCCUUAUCACUAAGCGGAACUUGGCCUUCCCUGAGGAUGAGUGUCUGUCAGAGAAAAUAGACCAGAGAAGUGGCACUCUGUUACACCACCCUGCUGACCAUUCUCCCAGGUUUAACACUCUUGCUGAACUGCAGACUAUUCGCCUGGACCGGGAGGGGAUUACCACUAUCCAGAACCUAGAAGGCCUCCAGAAUCUUCACAGCCUCUAUCUGCAAGCGAAUAAGAUCCAGCGAAUUGAGAACCUGGCCUGCAUUCCCUCCUUGUGCUUCCUGUCUCUGGCAGGAAACCAAAUCAGGCAGGUGGAGAACCUCCGUGACCUCCCACACCUCCAGUUUCUGGACCUUUCUGAGAACCUGAUAGAAACACUGAAGCUGGAUGAGUUCCCGCAGAGCCUUCUCAUCCUUAAUCUGAUUGGAAACAGCUGUACCAAGCAGGAUGGCUACAGGGAGCUGGUAACAGAAGCCCUGCCCCUGCUCCUGGACCUGGACGGACAGCCUAUAUUAGAGCGCUGGGCUUCAGAUGAGGAGGAUCAAGCCUCAGGCAGUGAGGAUGACGAGUUCCCAGAGCUGAGUGGCCCAUUCUGCUCUGAGCGAGGCUUCCUCAAGGAGCUUGAGCAGGAGAUGAGCCUGCACAAGGAACACAGGCAGCGGGCAGCCCUAACUGAGCACCUUCUGAGGAUGGAGACACAGCCCAUCCUCACCGACCUCCCCCAGCUCCCCGGGACACCCACGGCUGAGGACAGUAGUCCUUCUGUCACUCCCAGGCAAGGGAAGGAGGCACCCCCCAAACCCACCUCCUUGCCACAAGCCUCCCCUGCCACCAAGAAACUGUGCCCUCUGGUUUCCAGAGGCCAGCAGAGCGCUGUCCAGGCAAGGGGUAGGGCCAGAGCAGCUGCAGCCCCCAAGGACUCUCUGGCUAAGGCCCCCAGCAUGACCAAAACUGUGACCAAAAGAAUAAAGAAAUGAAGUGCAACUCAGCCCAUCAGCAAAGCCCCAGGCCUAGGGAAUGGUGAAGGGCAAGGAGUGGGCCCCCGUUCUCAGAGCCCUCACCUGCGGCAGGAACCUAUCCCCAAUAAAGUGUCUCCAGGC